Molecule: messenger RNA, 1251 nt
Organism: Suillus fuscotomentosus
Lineage: Eukaryota; Fungi; Basidiomycota; Agaricomycetes; Boletales; Suillaceae
Exons: 4
Coding region: 1-1251 (416 amino acids)
Source: RefSeq, a predicted model, not a curated record
AUGGCCCCCCUAUCAUUUUUCCCCUUCGUCCUCGCCCUCGUAUGCCUCCGGCUCGCACUUCUCUACCGACUAUCCGUUGACCGGAUCCUCGGGACCGUUCCCGUCCCUCAUCCCCCUCCUAUCGCACCAACUCGAGGUCUUAAGGGCAGGGGAACUGUCUGUUAUUUGGUCGAGUUGGGGGGUGAGGAAUUUAUUAUCAAAGAUCAUUGGGUGCAAGGACAGGAUGACACGGACAUCCUGAAUGAGGUGGAAAUGCUGAAGUGGAUGCAAGGUGUCUCUGGCAUCCCUCACCUUGAAGACUAUUGGAUUGUUGAGAGGGAGAAGGGAGUUCCAGAUUCAACAGGUGACUUUCGCUUCAAGCAUAUCCAGAGCACAUCCCACGCAUUUUGCGCCCAUAAAGAGCUGCUGACAGCCUUACGCGAUAUCAUUUGCAUCAUACAUGCAGCAUCUGAUCAUGGUGUUGUGCAUCGUGAUUGCAGCCUUUACAACGCAAUGAUCAAAGAUGUCCCUGGAGGCAUACAGGGUUGUUUGAUCGAUUUGGAGUUCGCAAUCAAUGUCUCUGAUACUGAAUGCAACAAUAAUACCCAUAGCAUCCUUACCAGGGGCGGUAUGGGCACAGUUCCAUUCAUGUCUCGCAAACUCCUUAGUCAAUUGGUCCAAGCUGAUCUCGCCCAUUUGACUCAGCCCAUCGUCAGUCCAACCUUCUCCAAUCCGCCACAGUCUCGUAAGACAUCAUCUAUCGGUGCUCCUCCCCAACCGCUUGCAACAAUAGUGCAAAACCACUCCGAUGAUCUUGAAUCCAUUCUAUGGGUAUUCCUCUGGGUUCUCCUCAAUUAUUCGGGCCCUCUCGGGAUGGAGCGAAAUCAAGCUGGGUUGAUGACGGAAGGCUGGAAUGACCCAAACACCAUGCUGUGUGUCAGGUCCAAGUAUGUCCUUUACCACUCAGGGAAGGCAGCAUUCCUUUGUCAAAUUGACCCCUACUUCGCGGACCUUACCCAGCUCGCAGAUGAUUGGUUGGAACUGAUGAGGCACAAUGAUGAGCAUCCGGUAGCCUUCGAUGCAGUGCUAGAGCUCCUGGACUCUUUUCUGUCCAAUUACAAGACAGAGGAGUUCUCUCCAGAGUGGUAUUUCAUGUCACAAGAGUUGAAGAUUCCUCUGGGGGGAAAUACUGACACCAUGAGGCGCAAGAGAGUUAUCUCAGAGUCCGAGGGGACUUAUUUUACACAGAAGCGGGCGAAGGCUGUUGUUUAA